GUUUUAACUGUGAUAUUCAGUGAUUUCAAGAUGUUCUGCCUCUUCAGUCCACGUCAGUGUGUUGAUAUUUUCGAAACUUGUGAUGAAGAAAAUGAGAUGUUGGAGAUGCACAGCUGUGAGCCGCUGCCGGCGCUGGGCGCGCCCCUGGGCACCGCGGCGGCGUCCGGCCCCGCUCUGUUGCGCCAGCUCGGUCGCCUCAUAGUGCGCGCGCGCAGUCCCGCCGCGCGCCGCACCGCCAAGCUGCGCGCCGCACAUCCAUCCACCAGCCAGGUAGCGCCGCAAUCAAAUGUGGAGUGCCCGGAGCCGCAGUCCGUCGUGGAGGAACAGCUGGAAAGCCACGUGUCGGCGCUCUGGAAUGAACAGAUCCCCGUUUGCAUUGAGGUGCUGCUGGCCCCCGAGUGCGCGCAGUGCCGCGCGGCGCUGGAGGGCGGCGAGCUUGCCUACGAGUCUCGAAUAUAG
Messenger RNA from Papilio polytes (common Mormon), 459 nucleotides. RefSeq lists its product as uncharacterized. NCBI's taxonomy places the organism in Eukaryota, Metazoa, Arthropoda, Insecta, Lepidoptera, Papilionidae. The record is from RefSeq and is a predicted model, not a curated record. The transcript has 6 exons. Bases 31 to 459 code for a protein of 142 amino acids.